CGAUGUUUUAGUGCAAUUCAACCAAGCAACGUCUCACAAAUGCCGUGACCCUCAUGAACCGGACACUCAGAGGUCAACACCGACACAUCCAUCCACAUCUGUACACACAAAAAUCGAUUGCAACUGAUUGAUACGCCGGCGUACGCGUACACACUCAUACACACAGAGAUACUCGUACACACAUAUAACACGCACGCAUACAUCGGUAUACAUGCCAUCAAAACCCGCCCACGCCAUCACUGCCUGCAGCCGCUGCCUCCCUCUCGGCCUUUGAAUCAAUCAAUCGAUCGACCAGCCAAUCGACAUCAGCCGAUCAAUCACAGGUGUGUCCAAUCCCCGUCAUCCUCCUCCUCAUGAUCAUCAUCCUCGGGCAGCGCCUCCUCGCUCAGGACACUGGGAGUGCUCUCGUCCGACUCGCUCACUCGGUGGUCGCCGUCACUCGGCAGGCGGGGCAGAUGGAUCACCGACGGCGGCAGGCAGGGACCGUCACCAAGCGAAUGCGAUGUCGCUGAAUGAGCCAUGACGGGCGAGGAGGGCUUCACGGUCUCCCACUCAUCCCCCUUUGUGUCGGUGGCAGUGUCGACCAUGAGCCAGGCGUUGGCAGCCAGGUUCGCGCCUGGAGGACUGCGAGCAGCAUCGAGGUCACGGCACCUGAAUGGACGCAGCACACAAACGACGGCCAUCGAUUGACUGUGUCUGUUCGCCACCCAACCUCUUCUGCCCUACCUGCUCUGCUGGACAUGAGUUGGCAGCGCUGCAUCUUGGUCGCCGAGGGCGUCAUGCGCUACAUGAGUCCACUGGGCUCCUCUGGCCGCCUUGUGCUGCCUCAGCUGCGACGUGCGGGAUCGAACGAGAGAAGCAGCCUUUUUUGAUGUGAACGAGAGAAGCUUGAAGCAGCUGAUGCAGCCUGGGCUGCCAUGCUCUCCACGCAGCUUCAUCUUCGUG
Molecule: messenger RNA, 945 nt
Organism: Vitrella brassicaformis
Lineage: Eukaryota; Vitrellaceae
Source: the annotation of a GenBank genome assembly